UUUAGAAAAAGCCAAUCUAUUUCUUUGGUCAGUUUCAGUUUUUUCCCCAUGCCAUCUCUUGUUAGGACAUUUGUUCCAUGUGAAUGUAUAAGGUCUAAAAGUGGAUUAUUUGAUUUUUCUGGUUUAAUGUUUAUUUUAAAUAUUCUAUUUGUUUGCCCCCUUUAAAUUUUAAUUUCCUUUGUUUUUUAUUUCUCCUUUGAUUUCUAGGCCGAAGAUGAAUUUGUGGCUUCAAUGAGUUUACAAAAAGACCCCAUAAGAAAAUAUAAUUUUGUUGGGCAUAUACUUUGUGGUGAUUUUAAUAUUGAACCUACUUUUUUGAUGGAACAAAAAGCUGAAUUGCGAGCAAUUUUUAGUAGUACUAUGGCGUUGAGACCGACUUCUAAUUCGAUUCCUAUGACUCCGCCAUCAGGUACCAGUAUACCUCUUGCAUUGAUGAAAAUGACCAAAAAUUGUGAACUUGUUGAUUCAAAAGAUCUUGUUGAUCCUCAAUUAUUUGUUGUUAAACUAAACGCUACUGACUUUCUAUCUCACGACUUUUCGUUUGCUUCAGUCUAUGAACAUUUUAAUGCUGCUGGAGAGCCAGAAAUCUCCAGUUAUCAUAUGGAAGAAUCUACCCCAGAUUUCAUUUUGUAUACAAUUCCAAAAAAUACUCAAAAAUUCGAGCAAGAUGCUUCUACCAGCGCUGAUUCUUCUCAACAACAAAAACAACUUGCAAUCGAAGGAUUUAUUCAAUUGAGAAAACGCCUUUCACUUCCAACUUUAAAAGAAUUGGAAAAAGCUUGUGGAAGACUUCCAAAUGAACAAUACGGUUCUGAUCAUCUUUUAUUAUGUGCAGAAUUUGAUAUUCUUUGCCCUAUAAUUAAGCCUUGA
Molecule: messenger RNA, 870 nt
Organism: Meloidogyne enterolobii
Lineage: Eukaryota; Metazoa; Nematoda; Chromadorea; Rhabditida; Meloidogynidae
Source: the annotation of a GenBank genome assembly